AUGGUUUGUAUAUAAUUUAAUAUCAUUAAAAUCACGCCAAUAAGAAUAUUAUAAUAAGGUAAAGUAAUUUUGUCAAAUAAAUUAAUGAUACCAAGCAAUUAAGAGAUCUCAAAAUAUGAACUAUACAAUCCAAAAUUAAACAAAUUUUCAGCAUAUAUAAAUGAGUUUUCAAUUUAAUUAAAAAAUAGAUUUAAUGAAUAAUUGCUCAAUUUUACUAAUUCAAAUUGUUAAAUUAUGGAAUCUAUAAUUGAUAUUAAAAAAUAAGAUAGAUGA
This is a messenger RNA of Paramecium primaurelia, 273 nucleotides long. Lineage: Eukaryota; Ciliophora; Oligohymenophorea; Peniculida; Parameciidae. The record is from the annotation of a GenBank genome assembly.